Molecule: messenger RNA, 1065 nt
Organism: Hevea brasiliensis (rubber tree)
Lineage: Eukaryota; Viridiplantae; Streptophyta; Magnoliopsida; Malpighiales; Euphorbiaceae
Exons: 2
Coding region: 60-632 (190 amino acids)
Source: RefSeq, a predicted model, not a curated record
CAGGUUGGUUUUGCUCUUUUGAGACUUCCCCUUGCUUUCAUUUCCAAUUUAUCUCGAGCAUGAAGAAUAAACUGAACGAUCCAAAUGUUGCAGGAGAAGGCAGCAACUGCAACAAGAGCAAGGAUGUAUGCAGCACUGGUGCUGGCAGUCGUAACCCUUGGCCAUACAGAAUAAAGCUUACACCAGACAGUAUGCGUUGGGACAGCCUUAAGAUUUCACCUUCAAGGGAAUUUCAGGAUCACAUUUUGCAGAACUUGCCUGAAGAUAGCCAUAAAGCUUUGGAAUUAUGGCACCCGAUUGAAGUAUCAAUUUAUGAUGUUGAUACUCAUGAAACUUACGAGCUAAACUUGGCAAAGAAAGAGUCUUUUUGGUUUGAACCUUUACCUGAUGCGAGGCGGCAAAAGGAAAUUUCUGCUUCUUCUGAUAGAAAAACACCAGAGAACUGUUCAGAUGAAUUCAAGGAGAUGCCAGAAAAGUUUGCUUAUUCUCUUCAACCUUUUAGAAACAUUGUCAGGAAGAGGAGUCUCAGCUAUGAUCAAGAGAUCGGUUUACACUGGUCUGGCAGUGGAACUGUCAACAAAAUAGACUUCUCAGUUUUAUAUGCACCGAGGUCAGGGUUGCACAACUUUUGAUUUUGAGAGGCUGAUUCAGGAAAACCGAGCAACCAUUAGCAAAAAAGAUUUGCUAAGGAGAAAUUGUCGAUGUAAUCUUUGUCUACCUUUCAACUUACCCAUGUAUCUAUAUAAAGAAAUUUAUCUUCUCGAUGGAUUGAUCCUAAAAAAAUCAUAUCAUAUAAAAGUAAUCCAUAAAGUGACAAAUAUAUUAAAAAGCAAGCAGUAAUAGCACUCCAUUGCAAAAAAAAAAUAUGUAUACCUUAAAUAAAAUCAAGGAGAACAACAAUCCAGCAGCUGAGAUGUACUCUGCGUUACCUUGCGCCUUUGCACACAAGGGUGAGUUCAGUAUCGGGAGGAUUUGUCGUCCUUAUUAGCUUGUGACUCACUCGCAUUGGUUUCCUGAAUCCUCAUCAACAGAAGAAUCGAAAGAAGACUCCUAUAAAUUCUAUUU